ACUCCGAGUUCGAGUAAGUUUUGGAGUAGUUGCGUUUCCUUUGCUUCCUUCCACUGACUCGAAGGAGAGGGAGGGAUUUGGUGGCGAUGGGGAGCGGCGCCUCCCGUCACCGUCUUCUUCACUGCCUCCGCCCCGCCGGCGACGGAGUUGAAUCCGGUGAGGUCGACGGAGGCCAUCCGAUCUAUGAUCUGGGCCCGCUGGACGAGGCCUUGGGCCACUCCUUCUGCUAUGUCCGGUCUUCCUCCCCUGUCCACUCCCGAUCCUCCUCGCUUCUGUCUGCCGGAGACGAAGAUAGAGGUGGAGGUGCAGCGGGAGGCGGGGAGAUCGCUUUCAAGACCAUCUCCGGUGCGUCCGUCUCCGCCAACUCUUCCGCCCCUCUUCCCCUGUACGAUCUCGCUGGCCGCCCUAACUUGGCUGGCUUUCGGAGCUCCUCUUCUUUCUCGGCCAUUCCGCUCCAGCUCUCCGCAGCUGCGGUGGCCUCGGGGCCGCUCGAUCGCGGGUUUUUCCUCUCCGGCCCGAUCGAGCGAGGGGCGCUCUCCGGACCCCUUGAGCCUGUCCCCUUCUCUGGUCCUCUCGUGAAGAAGAAGAAGCGUCGUGGUAUCUCCAGUAGGUUUCGGAAGCCGAUGCUUCUCCGGAGAAGCAUCUCCGAGAAGAAUCGUCCAUGGGUAUUUCCUCUCCGGAGCUUCCUCGCUCGGCAAGGCGACCAGGAAGUCGAUCCCUCUGUGUCCGUUGCCGAGGAGAACGUGCAGUGGGCUCACGGAAAAGCUGGAGAGGACCGGGUCCACGUGGUAGUCUCCGAGGAGCAGCGGUGGCUCUUCGUUGGGAUCUAUGAUGGGUUCAAUGGGCCAGAAGCCCCAGAAUUCCUCGUCGGAAAUCUUUACCCUGCGGUGUUGAGCGAGCUCCGUGACCUUUUUUGGGAGGAAGUUGAAGAAGACGCGCCCGGGGAAGCAGAUUUAGAUGAAGGGAGCGAGAAAAGAGUCGCCUUUCAAGAGGAUUCCAAGGUUGGAAAGCGGCUCUGGGAGUUGCUCGCCGAGGGAGACGGAGACGGUGAACUUGACAUCUCCGCGGGGUCUGGCGGGUUUGCCUUCACAUUAUCGAAGAUGAGGUAUGGGAUUGGGAGCUGGCGGAAGGAUGGCCGGAAAAUGUGGCUUCCCAAGUGGAUAUACGAUUCCGAUGAAAAGGUCAAAGAGAUCAAGCAAGUCGCCGUGAACAGUAGACACAGGAAGAGGAAGAAUGGUCCUGUGCCUGAUCAUGGAUUGGUUUUGGCAGCGCUUGCACGGGCGUUGGAGACUACGGAGCAUGAAUACUUGGAGAUGGCGGAUAAGGUGAUGGAUUGCAACCCUGAGCUAGCCCUGAUGGGAUCCUGCCUGCUGGUUGUGUUGAUGAGGGAUGAAGAUGUUUAUGUGAUGAAUGUAGGAGACAGCCGAGCAAUUGUGGCACAGAAUAGAACAAAAAGAAACCCCGAUGACAGGCUCGGGGGACGCGUAGAGACUCUGGAAAUCGAGGGAUCCAAUCAAGAAUUGGAACUUGGAGCAUUGCAGCUAUCAACUGAUCACAGCACGAGCAUCGAAGAAGAAGUACUUAGAAUAAGACAAGAACACCCAGAUGACAAUAAAUGCAUAGUAAAUGACAGAGUAAAGGGUAAACUGAAAGUCACAAGAGCUUUUGGGGCUGGUUAUCUCAAGCAGCCCAAGUGGAAUGAUGCAUUGUUGGAAAUGUUCCGGAAUGACUAUGUAGGAACUGCGCCGUACAUAUCUUGCACACCUUCACUUUGCCACCGUAAGCUGGGAACAAAUGAUCAAUUCUUAGUUCUCUCUUCUGAUGGUCUGUACCAAUAUCUGAGCAAUGAAGAAGUUGUCUUACAUGUACAAAGUUUCAUGGAAAGGUUUCCAGAUGGAGAUCCUGCCCAAAGUUUGAUCGAGAAACUUCUCUUUCGCGCUGCCAAAGAAGCAGGUUUGGACUUCCAUGAACUGUUGGACAUACCUCAGGGUGAUCGCAGAAAAUACCAUGAUGAUGUUACAGUAAUGGUUAUAUCUCUUGCAGUUGAUGGUAGAAUAUGGAAGUCAUCUGGAAAAUGUGUGAAAUGCUGAAGUUCUUAGAUUUUUGGCUUUUGAUAGCAUAUCCAACCACUGGCUCUUGGCAUACAUUCAUGUUUUACAGAAGCUUAAGUGAAAAGUAUUUCAGGCUCUAGCACACGAUCUUGAGCCAACUCAUUCUGAAAGAUGAUAACAAACGUGCCAAUCUGUGAUUCUGUCUCGGCUUGCUGAAUUUAGGUUGCUCUCCAGUGUUUCAACCGGAACUUGGUUUGUGCUGGGAAAGAGAAGGGGAUUACCUGGAAGAAGCACAAGAAAGCUUGAUGUUUAAUAACUUCUUCCCCGCGGUUUGAGGCUCAUGAUGGAGAAGUUUGAAAUCGGAACACGUGUGAGCAUUAGGAAUUAAUUUGGAGUUACUUCCAGCAAAUCAUAUUUCACCAAGUCAAAUUCUUUUUGGCGAAAUUGGAUCAUCUUUCGCGCAUACAAUUAAUUCAGGUAUGCUUUCGCUCUCCAUGAAAUCAAACUGCAUCAAGGAGACUAUCCAAGCCGAGAAAGUUUUGAUCAAAAUUAAUUUUCUUGCUUCCUCUCUUAUUCUGUAGUUCAUUACCAAAUUUGUGUUACACUUGCACUCUGAAACUUUCUUCAGACAUAUAUAAAAUGCAGUGUAGGAUUUCAUCCGUUUUUUUUUUUUUUUUUUGCAAAUUUACUCCUUAAACAUCCUCAAAUUUUGUAAUUGUCUUGGUGUUUUUUUAAGAGGUGUCUCUUCUUUCCUUG
Zingiber officinale is the source of this 2807-nucleotide messenger RNA. RefSeq names its product probable protein phosphatase 2C 26. Gene Ontology annotation, molecular function: protein serine/threonine phosphatase activity. The coding region runs from base 87 to 2090 and encodes 667 amino acids. Gene Ontology annotation, biological process: protein dephosphorylation. Lineage: Eukaryota; Viridiplantae; Streptophyta; Magnoliopsida; Zingiberales; Zingiberaceae. The record is from RefSeq and is a predicted model, not a curated record. The transcript has 4 exons.